CUUUCUAUGACUCUGGAUUAGUUGAAUUUUUAUUCUUUAUUUGCACGUAUUUCUUGGUCGUUCGUUAGAAUACUCACUCAGAUACCGACUCGCUACUUCACACAACGCGGCCAUUUCAAAAUAUAAUUUUGCUCGUCGAUCUCGUUGCGGUAUUUGACAUCGAACAUCAAAUCUUUUGAAUCUCAUUUUCGAUAUAAUAUGGUCUACUUUUCCGCGGGCAGGGCGGCCGCCGUGCUGCUUCUGGCGCGAAAUGCGGUGGCGGCUCUCGAGCCCAUUGUCGCCAAGGGGCAAUACUUUUUCUACUCAUCCAACGGCACCCAAUUUUUCAUGAGGGGAGUGGCAUAUCAGCAGGGAGUUGGACUUGGCGGUGGAGCUCAAGACGGUACGACGACUUUCACAGAUCCGCUGGCGGACACGGCCAGCUGCCAGCGUGACAUUCCGUUGUUGCAGCAGCUGGGCACCAACACGAUCCGAGUGUAUGCCGUCGACCCCAAGGCCGACCAUACGGCUUGCAUGACGGCGCUCGAUGCAGCGGGCAUCUAUGUGGUGGCCGACCUGAGCGAGCCGGGCCUGUCCAUCGAUCGCGAUAGCCCGACCUGGAAUACCGAUUUGUAUGCGCGCUACACGAGUGUUAUCGACAGUCUGGCCAAAUUUCCGAAUACUAUCGGCUUCUUCGCCGGCAACGAGGUGACUAACAACAAGACCAACAGUGCCGCCUCAGCAUUUGUUAAGGCUGCCGUGCGUGAUAGCAAGGCCUACAUCACCUCGCAGAACUUUGGCCGCUGGCUGGGCGUGGGAUAUGCCACCAAUGAUGAUGCCGAGACGCGCGACAACUUGGCCGACUAUUUUAACUGUGGCAACCAGACUGACGGUGUAGAUUUCUGGGGUUACAAUAUCUAUGAGUGGUGUGGUGAGAAUACGUUCGCCUCGAGCGGAUAUCAGGAGCGCACCCAAGCAUUUCAGAACUACUCGGUCCCGGCCUUCUUUUCCGAGUACGGAUGCAACAAUCCCGGUGGCGGUGCGGGCCGCAUCUUCCAGGAGACGGGUGCGCUCUACAGCAAGCAGAUGAACACUGUCUGGAGUGGUGGCAUUGUAUACGAGUAUUUCCAGGAACAAAACGACUUUGGCCUCGUCGACAUCACUGGAACUAAAGCUACCCCAAGAAAAGAAUUUGCGGCGCUGUCGUCCCAGAUCGCAAUAUCUGGCUACCCGACGGGUAUCCAAAUGGAUUCCUACACGCCCACCAACACGGCCCGCGAGUGCCCCCCGGUCCAGGAAGCCUGGUCUGCGGCGUCGGCCCUGCCCCCGACCCCGAAUACGGCCAGCUGCGAGACCAUGUUCAACACGCUCUCGUGCGUGCCGUCUGAUACCGUCACCGCCAAGGACAUGGGUGCCCUCUUCGGCACCGUCUGUGGCAUGGAUCCAAUGGCUUGUACGGGCAUAGCCGCUGAUACUACCACCGGUACAUACGGCGACUUCGCUAUGUGUGCCCCGGGUCAACAGCUGGCACUUGUCAUGAACCAGUACUAUGUCAACCAGGGCUCCGCCGCGUCUGCCUGCGACUUCAACGGCCAGGCCAAACUCGUCACCCCAAGUAAUGCCGUGGUCCAAGGCGGCUCUACUGGCUCUACUGGCGCUACUGGCGCUACUGGCUCUUCUGGCACUACUGGCUCUUCUGGCUCUACUGGCUCUACGGGCUCUACGGGCUCUACUAACUCCACAGGCUCUACUGGCGCUACGGGCUCUACGGGCUCUACUGGCGCUACUGGCUCUACUAACUCCACUGGCACCACCGGCAGUGACAGCACCACCAAUGCCGAUAGCAACAUCGGUGGCUCUGAUUCCGGCAGCAAUACCGAAGGUGCCACCAGCGAUAGCCCCAGCACUACCAUUGGCGACAAUACCAAUAGUGCUGUGUCGUCGGUAGUACAAAGCAAUGCACAGGGCCAUUACGUGCCAGCCUCUUGUCUCGUGGCGUCCGUACUUGCUGCGAUGACAUUGUUCUAAUAGCUCAACAAGGGGGGGUCACAAGCUACAGCCUUAAUGGUUCACUAGAUUGGAUAACAAAGCAUGCGAGG
Molecule: messenger RNA, 2078 nt
Organism: Pseudomassariella vexata
Lineage: Eukaryota; Fungi; Ascomycota; Sordariomycetes; Amphisphaeriales; Pseudomassariaceae
Product: Glucanosyltransferase-domain-containing protein
Exons: 3
Coding region: 199-2007 (602 amino acids)
Biological process (GO): fungal-type cell wall (1->3)-beta-D-glucan biosynthetic process
Cellular component (GO): fungal-type cell wall; cytoplasm
Molecular function (GO): 1,3-beta-glucanosyltransferase activity
Source: RefSeq, a predicted model, not a curated record